Messenger RNA from Schistocerca piceifrons (Central American locust), 1845 nucleotides. RefSeq lists its product as uncharacterized. Bases 1 to 1845 code for a protein of 614 amino acids. Lineage: Eukaryota; Metazoa; Arthropoda; Insecta; Orthoptera; Acrididae. Gene Ontology annotation, biological process: chromatin remodeling. Gene Ontology annotation, molecular function: catalytic activity. Gene Ontology annotation, cellular component: nucleus. The transcript has a single exon. The record is from RefSeq and is a predicted model, not a curated record.
AUGAGGUGGCAGCCCCACCAGGACACUCGGGGGCUGUGGGCUGAUAACCCGCACCACCAAAAAACACAUAUCACAGAAACUAAAAGGAGAAACAGCCGGAAGGAUCUUAAGGAUAUGACCUUUGGCCUGAAAAGGAAAACCCGUAUCGGAUUUUGGAAUGUAAGGACGUUGAGAGAGGCAGGGAGGCUAAGACAGGUUGAAAAAGAGAUGGAGAACUAUCGGCUAGACAUAUUGGGACUAAGUGAAGUAAGGUGGCCAGAAUCUGGGGAAUUCCAAACACAAAAUGGUGGAGUGUUGCUGUAUGCGGGUCAGACAGGUGAGGACGCGAUGCAUAGGAAUGGUGUAGGGCUCUUACUACCUAAAAGAAGCAAGAAGAGCUUACUGGAGUGGAAACCAGUCUCAGAACGGAUAAUAACCGCACGCUUUAAAACAAAUGUGCGAUAUGUCACUGUAAUUCAAUGCUAUGCACCUACUGAAAUAGCUAAAGGAGAAUUAAAAGAUGCAUUUUAUACAGAGCUUAACGGAGUCCUUAGACAAACAAAUUCUAGGGACAUAAAAAUUUUAAUGGGUGACUUGAACGCAAAAGUUGGUUCAGAAAAUGAAGGGCUUGAACAUAUCAUGGGCGUGCAUGGCGUGGGGAUCAGGAAUGUAAAUGGUGAACUUUUGAUAGAUACAUGCGCUGAACAUGACCUAGUCAUUGGAGGCACAUUGUUUCCUCAUCGUAACUGCCAUAAGAUAACGUGGGUUUCUCCAGACCACGUUACCGAAAAUCAAAUAGACCACAUAGUCAUAAGCCGCAAGUUCCGACACUCUCUGUUAGAUGUCAGAAAUAGAAGAGGGGCAGACGUUGGAAGUGACCACCACCUAGUUUUGGCGGAUUUCAGACUGAAGAUAGUGGCAAACAGAACCAAGCUCAAUCAUAGGUGCAAGAAAAUAGAGGUGGCAAGAUUAAAAGACCAACAGAUCAAAGAAACAUUUGCCCUUGAACUACAAAACAGAUUCCAGGUCCUCUCUGAAGAAAACUUUAUGGAAGAGGGAAUUGAAACAUGCUGGCAAAAAAUCAAGAACAGUUAUCUAGAUGUGGGAGAAGAAAUCUUAGGAAUUAAGGCACAUCAAAGGAAGGAAUGGAUCUCCGAUGCUGCAUGGAAUGAAAUCAGCCACAGGAAAGAACUAAAACUUAAGUUAAAUUUUUGUAAGACAAGAGCGCAGAAGAGCGAAGCGCAUAAAGAAUACAUGGAGGCGAACAAAAAAGUGAAAGCAUUGCUACGUCGAGAUAAAAGGAAAUGGAUACAUGAGCAAGCAAAAUUAGCAGAAGAGGCAUCAAGACAAGGAAAUAUGAAAGAGCUCUACAACAUUACCAAACGGUUGUCAAUGAACAACUUCAGACAUGAAGGACCAGUUAAGAACAAGAAUGGUGUGAUGCUUACAACUCAACAAGCACAGCUACAGAGAUGGGAGGAGCACUUCAGGGAACUGUUAAAUUGUGAAGACAACCAAGAGGAACAGGUAAGAGAUGUUCCAGAGGAAGUUGAAGAAGAUCAAGAUAUAAAUUUGCAGUGCCCCACAAUGUACGAAAUUAGGAUUGCCUUGAAAACACUAAAAAAUACAAAGGCUCCAGGCCUAGACAACAUAGCACCAGAGCUCUUAAAAGCCGAUAUUGAAAGUACUGUUAAAAUGCUCCAUCCUUUGCUGAAGCAUAUUUGGCUUGAAGAGAAAUCUCCAAAGGAGUGGAAAAAUGGCUUGGUGGUAAAGCUCCCGAAAAGGGAAAUUUGUCAGAUUGUAAUAACUGGCGUGGUAUUACAUUGUUGUCAGUGCCCAGUAAGGUCCUCACCAGAAUUAUUUUAA